Molecule: messenger RNA, 423 nt
Organism: Rhizophagus irregularis DAOM 181602=DAOM 197198
Lineage: Eukaryota; Fungi; Glomeromycota; Glomeromycetes; Glomerales; Glomeraceae
Source: RefSeq, a predicted model, not a curated record
CAACUUUGGUCUUUUAAUGGGCAACCCUUUACCCCUUUUUUUGUUGUUGAAGUUGCAAAUCUCAAGAAAAAAGAAGUAGAUAAAGAAAUUGAUACUAAAUUUAAGAAGGAAUAUUUUGCAAUUGGUACUUCUGUGGAGUUAGGAUGGUUAAUUGAUCCAUUGAAUCGCAUUAUCCAGGUUUACAAAAGAAAUAAGAAUGGUGAACCUUAUCGUAGAAAGCGGCCAUGGGUUUAUUUGGAAGGUGGUAAACAUUUACCAGGUUUUACUUUAGAAUUGUGGCCUAUUGAUGAUAUCAUUGCUCAGGAAAUAAAUUAUGAAGAUGAUAGUAGCGAAGAAGAAGAUGAAGAAGAAUGCCCUUACUGUAAUGCAAGUAUUAAAGGCGCCUCUCAAAUGGUAAAACAUAUACAAAAUAAACAUAAUUGA